This is a messenger RNA of Ambispora gerdemannii, 216 nucleotides long. NCBI's taxonomy places the organism in Eukaryota, Fungi, Glomeromycota, Glomeromycetes, Archaeosporales, Ambisporaceae. The record is from the annotation of a GenBank genome assembly.
AUGUCUACACUAUAUGAUACUAUUUGCAAUUUUCUUCGCAUCGCAUCUCCAGAGCAUAUUACAACGUUUUCGGUGAUUUUUCAAGUAAUGAACGAAGAAGCAUGGAUCGCAAAAGAAACUUUAAGACAAUUAUUACAUCAAUCGAUUUCAGUAGUUUUGCCUUCAUACGCAUCUAAUUCGGACAAAUACCGAAAGCUUCUUGGAUUGUCAUUAAAG